GGAGAGGGAAGGGAGGUGGAGAAUCUGAGGCAAAAAGAGGCAGAGAGCAUGCUCAGUCCUAAAGAGACAGUCUACUGGAGCACACAUUAAUCUUCUCUAUGAAGGAUACACAUUCUCACAAGCUUCUUGUCUUUUAUGAACACAUCUGCAUAAUGAGAAAGGAGAUAUUGAUGAUUUGAGUGUUGAAGAUUCAAUUUUGGCCUUGAAGAUAUUCUUACAAAUGAUGCACUGAGGAAACAUUGCUUUUUGGGUGAACUUUGACACCAUGGCUCGAUUUUACAACUGCUUUGGGGAAAAGACUUAAGACAUGAAACGUCGGACGUCAUCACAGAACUCUGGCGUUGGAGGCAGUCCAAGUGACAGUGAAUGUUGGCUGAGACUACUUUUGUGUUCCAUGGAAGAAAGAAAGUCAUACAGGUUUGGAACAACAUGAGGUGAUUGUGACAUCAUGGCCUCAGGAUCCCCAGAUGCUACGUCUGCUAGUGAGCCAUCAGAAGCAGGAGAAGAGUGUUCAGGGAAAAAGAAGUCUAAAUUUCAGACAUUCAAGAAUUUUUUUGUCAAGAAAAAGAGGAAGGAAAGUCCCCCUCCAUCGGGAGAAAGUGUUUUAAAGGCCAGUCAAUCAAGUUAUGACGUCAACAACGCAGAGCCACCUAUCACCCCCACUAUCAUAAACAAUGAACUGAGAUCCAAGAUCAACAUGUCACAUGCCGUGUCACAUGACAGUGUCUUCGUCUCUGAUUCACCCUCACCAGAGAAUAACAAGGCUUUGGAGGCGUCACAGGACAGCAUUAAUGGAAAAGUGAAAUCUAUACAGCUGCAGUUGAAGCAGGCGAUCGGUCUGGGCUCGCCGUCGGGACUCCUCUAUGGGAGAAAUGGUGAGGACGAUGGGACUCUCUCUGAGGACGAUGGUCUUCCCUACAUCCCCCCAGAAUACUCCAGUCUGCAAACUGUGCUGGCCACCCCUCCUCGGUCAGCAGAAUUAAGCCAGAGGGGCAGUACCUUGAGCAUGGAGGCAUCAGACAGCGAAGAUGAUCAGAUGUCUUAUGAAGCUUCAUCGAGGCCCACCACCCCUCAGGGGUCCGUCCCUGUGGACUUCAAUCUGCCAGUUAGCUCCUACUCCUGCUUGGACAGCUCAGCUGCCCGUCACCGCAUCGCCGUCAAUGCCAAGGCCUGUGCCAAAAGAAAGCCUGUCAGCAGGCAAAUGUUGGACAACAAGAGAAGAGACCUCAGAGAACAAGUGCUGCUCAGAGAUAAACUACAGUUGGUUAAGAGAAUCACAGAGGAGGAAAAUGAUUAUGUGCCCGAGGAGCAGAGUAAUGGGUCAGACCUUGAAAUUCGCGAGUUGAAGACUUCCUCCUUUGCUUCCGAACAUGAGGAUGAGGAAGUGCCUGACUCCGGCCAGGGUCAAAAACUAUCUCCAACAUCCUCCAUCUCAGCUGGAGACUUCUCUGAAGGAGAGGAGCAUGAUCCUGACAAAGAUCACAUUCCCAAGUCUGAGGACCCAGAGUCCCCUUGGGAGAAUCCAGCAAAACUUGAGCUUCAAGCCGAUGACUUCCUGCUGGACGCUGGAUGUGAGGUCUCUUCUGAGAAGCAGGGGUCAUUGCUGGAGGAAGUUCUGAGCUCCCUGAAGGGCCCUCUUGCGUCAGGACUAGCGCUAGAGCAUGAGAACAUGGUUCUUCAGAGUGAGGUGGCAGACAUAAAUAGUGGGAGCGUAGUUGCUCAGCUUGAAGAGGAAGCCAACAAGCAUCUUCUUGAUCGUUCGGAGCCUAUGGUGACCGCAAAAGAACAGGUUCCUCUACCCGACACACCUUCAGAAUCCACUACAGAUUCAGAGGAGAUCACUGAAGAGGCCUUGGAGCUAUUAGAUGAGCUAUUAGAGGUGCCAGAGUUUUCACAAAAAGUGUCUACUGAUAUAGGUCAACAAGUGCCUAAAGCCAACAUUGAGAAAGAAGCUGGCAAAGCCGAGCAUGCCAAAGAGGAAGAAGGAAAGUCUAAAGAGUUUAAAGAGGAGUGGAUCGAGAAGGACGAUUUGUCAAGAGCUUUUGCAGUGAAUGUGAAAGAAAAGGAUGAAGAUAAGAUAGAGGAAGAUGUUGUUGAGGAAACAGCAGAAUUGGAGAGUGCAACCAAAGUUGGUGGAGAUGAAGAUGAGAAAGACAAUGAACUGACGGUGGUGGAACUGGAAAGAAAAGAUAAGGAUGGAGAAUCUAAAGGCAUUAAAGGUCAGAUGGGUCCUUUAGAGCCAGAGAAAGACAAGACUUUUGGUGGCAAAAGAGACUCAAAAACAAUUAAUGUUGAGAACUUUGCUGCAUCUGAUCAGACAAUCAGAGCCAAUGCAUUGAACUCAAAAGAGACUCCUGAUGAGCCUGAAGAGCUGCCUGUUGAUGUCCUUUCCUCUUCUGUGUCUCAUGUCCUGGAGAGUCCAAUUCUUCCUUCUCGAUUCUCCAAUACGUCAAUGUACCCUCCAGAGAAGGAAGAGGAUUCUGAGCCCAACAAACUGCAAGUUGUUUCUAGUAGGCCUCAAGAAGUGUCUUCAGAAAAGCUGGAGGUAGUUUCCGAUCAGCAAGAACUUCCAGAGUCACCCAAGGAACAACAGCCAAGCACCCCUGAGGGUCGACCUCGGUUCACCAUUGCCCCUGCAUGGCAACGGUCAUUGGCUACUGGCAUUGCCAAAGAGCAGCCCCAGAUCAUCUUGCAGUUGGUACCAGAGACUAAAGCGACUAUUUUAUCAAGUAUAAAUGAAUCACCCCAAAAAACUGAGCUCCUUACGCCUGUAAAAGAAGAACAACCCUCCAAACCAGCCGAAACUCAGAGUUCACCAGUUCUUCCCAAGCAGAAAGAGAUGUCUCACGUUCAAGAAGAGACAACACCAGAGAACCCUUUUGGAGUGCGGUUGAGAAAGACUGCAGCUCUGCAGCGUUAUGGUAUAGAUGGAGAAUUGCCUUGGACGCCCACACAAACAGAGUCUUCGGAGGCGCAGGUGACCCCAGACAUUGACCAGCACAGCAAGAAGCCCAUCUUGCUGAAGAAACCAGAGCUGCUAGUUGAAACUGUGAUGUCAGCCAAGAAAAUUCCAGAAACAGUGGGUAGAAUAUCUGUUGGUGAAACAGAGUCUCCAAGCUGGAUCUCUGUGGCCAGGCAGAAACAUAGAAACUUCAUUGAGAACUCGCCAGAGGCCUCUCCAGAGAAACUUCCUUCACAGGAGGAAGUCAAAAGAAGUUCACUGCCCAGCUUGUCUAAUUCAAUCGCCAAAGAGCAACUUGCACAGCCAUGUUCAAAUAUAAAGGUGUCCUGCUCCCUUGAGAUAUCCAACACAUCCAUGGUGGAGAAGGAGAGUAAGAGAGAUCCUAGCCCGUCCGCUGCACCUUUAGCACAAGAUGAGCCCCCUUGGUUGGCCUUAGCCAAGAAGAAAGCCAAAGCUUGGAGUGAAAUGCCCCAGAUUGUUCAGUAAAAGGCCCAGCUGGUAUAUGGGCUUCAUAACCUUUCCCAAUACACUUCAGUGGCUUUCUCAUCUAUAUCUUUGUUACACUUCAGUUAUGGAUGUAAGCAGUUAUAGGAAACUUAUCCAGACUAAUUUUGCUUAAUCAGAGCUUGCCUGGUGUAAUUAAAGGAAUAGUUCACCCAAAAAUGAAAAUUCUGCCAUUAUUUACUCACUCUCAUGUUGUUCCAAACCCAUAUGACUUUCUGUCUGUUGUGAAACACAAAAGGACAUGCUAGGCGAAAUGAUAGCAUCCGUCACUAUUCACUUUCAUUGCAUCUCUUUCCAUGCAAUGAUAGUCAAUGGUGACUGAUGCUAACAUUCUGCCUAUUUCCUUUUGUGUUCCACAGAAGAAAUUAAUUUGAGUUUAGAACAACAUGACAGUGAGUAAAUGACAAAAUGGUCAUUUUUUGAGUGAACUAUUCCUGUUCCUACAUCAUGAAGGAAAUGGAAAUAGACUGGGUCUUAUGGGUAAUGCAUUCUUUCCGUAUCAUGAUUUGGUUUACAAUGGAAAUACACAUAAAUAGGCUAUGGUGUCAUACUGGUCUGUUUUCGUAAUUAAAUUGGAGUGCUUCAAACUGAGAAAAAGUUUAGUUACCAAAAACUGUACUCCUUUUGGUCAAUCUGAAGAACUACAAGUGAAAGUUAUAAACCACGAUCAAAGCUGUAUUUGUAUUCAGGCUCUUUACUAAGUAACUUUGGUAUGUUAUAUUAUAGCCUAUAAACUUACAAAGACACCUUCAGCUCCAUUCAUGAUAACUGUGCCGUUAUUAUUUAUUUAUCUCACUCUUGUAUGUUUUAUGUAUUGAUCUAUUUUUAUAUUUAUGUGCAUGUUUUGUGACUUGUACAUAAAAUGUGAAGUACCAAAAAAAAAAAAAUAAUAAUAAUAAUAAUAAAAUGGAGCCAUGUUUAUUUGAUCCAUCCACCAACACAAA
This is a messenger RNA of Myxocyprinus asiaticus (Chinese sucker), 4410 nucleotides long. RefSeq names its product CRACD-like protein. Lineage: Eukaryota; Metazoa; Chordata; Actinopteri; Cypriniformes; Catostomidae. Bases 449 to 3448 code for a protein of 999 amino acids. The transcript has 15 exons. The record is from RefSeq and is a predicted model, not a curated record.